CGUCAAACGAAGGAACCGAAUUCUACGUUCAUCAUCUGAAUGAGGAAACCGACGGAUUCAAUACACACGCAAUGAUAUAUGCACCCGUCGUAAUAUUCCUCCGGGAUGAUACAGGGCGUUACGUUCCACCCAGCAAGGCAUCGGUGAUAACGUCCGCUGCCGUGAAUCGUGCUCAGGUUCUUCGCCAUUUUCGGGACGCGCCGGAAGUUGACGCGGAGAUAGAGAAAACCAUGCGAGAACGGAUGGCUCGUAUAUUACGUCUCUUCGAAGAAUGUGGGGACCGUCAUCUUGUUCUCGGGAGCUUCGGGACCGGGGUGUUCACAAAUUCGGUUCAGAUGGUAGCAAGCAUAUGGGCAGAUCUACUAGUUGGCGAAGGAGCCAGAUUCCAAAAGUCAUUCGAGCAAGUGAUAUUCGCCAUCAAGGACCAGAACACGUUUGACGAGUUUAGAGAAAUAUUCUCUCAGCAUGUCGAAACUGUGCCUGUGGAUGAGUCGAUGACGAUGACAGAAUACCCUUGAUAGGGGCUCGGCUUUUUGAUCCAACUCCACACUUCUUCGCAAGACCUUGCACUUUGCGCGUGCUUGGCAACACUAAUCAAAGGGAAGACCCAGCAAUAGGCGUCAGACGUCUUCUGGUGCGAAGGAUCAAGUUGAAUGUCUCGAGUCACCCGAAGUAGCUUGGCUGAAUAUUGUAGUUAUCUCAUCCGAUUAUAACAUUUGUCUUGAUCUCAACUUCAACACUACGACCUGCCCGACGGCUCAUUAUCUAUCCUUCUAUAAUCACCCAACAUCGGCUUCCCACAAUCUUCAUUCACUGUACAUUUCCCCAGGUUCAAUACAAUGAUGGCUAUCCCAGGCGAUUACAAUGACUCGAUCUUGCAGUUAGGUUCCUAUGCCCCGUUGUUGAUUAGUCAUGAUCUACGCGUUCUAUGACUCAAUCAGGAUGCGAACACCGACUGCAAUCUUGCCCCCAGUGGGGGAUUAUAGCUAUGCUGCCCGA
Molecule: messenger RNA, 999 nt
Organism: Cantharellus anzutake
Lineage: Eukaryota; Fungi; Basidiomycota; Agaricomycetes; Cantharellales; Hydnaceae
Exons: 1
Coding region: 72-518 (148 amino acids)
Source: RefSeq, a predicted model, not a curated record